UGAUAGUCGCAGCCGUAGGGCCGGCGCGUCGGCGCUGUGGCCCGAGCCUGGACGCUGAGUUCGGAAAAUGAGGCAGAAGGAGGGGCCAAGCUCGACCUUCCAGGGCCCAGCCGCUGUGUGUCGGACUCGGACCAGCCAUGUGUACGUGUUUGAGAGUGGAGGUGCAGGCUCGGAGGGCUCCUCGGAGGAGGAAGAGCUGGUGGUGGCCAACGGUGGUCAGGCCCUGCGGCCCCGGGGCAAGGAGCACCGGAAGAAGGCUGCCCCCUCCCCGGGGCAGGCAGGCGCGGGGAACAUGGUGCUGAUGCAGCGGCCAGUGGCACAGGAGGACAACCUCUACAAGCUCGCCCUCCAGUACGGAUGCCAAGUGGCCGACCUUAAGAAGGUCAACAGUCUGGUGCGGGAGCAGGACCUGCACGGCCUGCGGUGCGUCAGGAUCCCCGUGCAUAGCUACAGCGUCCUCACCGAGGCCUGCCACGGGCUCAGCCCCGUCCCCAGCCCGGCCUCGGAGACCAGAGUGACCUUUGAGGACCCCCCCGAGCCGGCGGCGGGGGUGCCCGGGACCCCCAGCCCUCUGACGCGCUUCUUCAGGGACAUCGACCAGAGUAUCGAGCGUGCGGCGCAGACCGAGAUGGCCCUGGACCCCGCUGGCCAGCCGCUGCUGCCCGCUCCCGCCCGGGCGCCCACAGACAGCGCCCACGGGGGCAUCCGCUGGUGGAAGGCGGUCCUGCUGCUGCUCCUCGUCGGCAUUGUCCUGCCCCUGUUUUAUUUGGUCUACUUUAAAAUGCAGGCGGCUGGCGAGGCCCCUGGGAGCUGGAACGCCACCUCGGCGGCCCACACGGACUCCCGGGCACAGACUGCAGUGCCCGGCCCGACCCCCAGGCCAGAGCAGUAG
This is a messenger RNA of Sorex fumeus (smoky shrew), 892 nucleotides long. It is a transcript of the gene LYSMD4, whose product is annotated as LysM domain containing 4. The transcript is spliced from 3 exons. Lineage: Eukaryota; Metazoa; Chordata; Mammalia; Eulipotyphla; Soricidae. The record is from RefSeq and is a predicted model, not a curated record. Bases 68 to 892 code for a protein of 274 amino acids.